This is a messenger RNA of Saccostrea cuccullata (small rock oyster), 3962 nucleotides long. RefSeq names its product adhesion G-protein coupled receptor G6-like. Lineage: Eukaryota; Metazoa; Mollusca; Bivalvia; Ostreida; Ostreidae. Gene Ontology annotation, biological process: adenylate cyclase-activating G protein-coupled receptor signaling pathway; cell surface receptor signaling pathway. Gene Ontology annotation, cellular component: plasma membrane. Gene Ontology annotation, molecular function: G protein-coupled receptor activity. The record is from RefSeq and is a predicted model, not a curated record. The transcript is spliced from 25 exons. The coding region runs from base 538 to 3411 and encodes 957 amino acids.
AAUCGCCAUUCGUUCUUGCUUAUCAUCUCUGUUUUAAUAUGGUUUACUUUUCCCGCACGCGGAGGGAUAUCAACCUCUCUCUUUAGAACAGCAUGUCAGCGGCCGAGCAGCGGAUGUUCAUGUGCCACAGACCAUAUAGGUCUCUCUGUAUUCUGUGACGGUCAGGGGAAGUCACUCUUCCCCUCAGACCUGCCUGCUCCGGCAAUUAAAAUCACUCUACUUGACUAUCAAGUUUCAAACAUCAGUCGAUCAGAUUUCUUUGGUGCCGAGAAUCUAACAGAACUGAAUGUUAUAAACAGCAAAAUAAAAACUUUGGACGACUGGGCUUUUGACCAUCUUCAUAAGCUGCAAAAAAUAAAUUUAACGCAAAAUGAGUUAUCCGUGGUUGGCAAAUACGAUUUUUACCACUUGGUGCAUUUACGAGAAAUUGAUCUCAGCCUAAAUAAUAUCAGCUAUAUUGCUGGAGAUGCAUUUUAUUCUCUCCAUAAUCUAAGAGACGCGUAUUUGUUCGGUAACCCAUUACAGUGUAAUUGUGAGAUGCAAAGAUUCCUCAAUUGGAUCAUUCUUAGAAGGGAAAAUGUGUCAGUAGUGGAUGCUAUAUGCGCAAAUAACAACAACACACUUCUCAAUGAGACGAAAGAUUUUGGAAUAUGUCAAGAUUCCACUUUGUUUCGAAAUCACUCUUGUUACCAGUGUAGCGGGGGAAAAUCCCACAGUGACUGUAUUAAACAAUCCUGUGUUACAGAGCAGGUUUGCUUUUCCCGGAUGGAAUUUGCAAAUGAUAGCAUUUCGUUUUACAAGGGAUGUACAUCUGAUGCAAUUUGUACUAAUCGAGAGAAACAAAACGUGAACAGUUGUUACAAUUCAAGUGGAUUACGUAAUUGUUAUUUUUGUUGCCUUGACAAAAAUUGCAAUGAUAACACACUAGGGAGAAGAACAAAAGAGAUCCUGUUUUACAUCCCAGUGACUAUGUCUGAGUUAAGUUCUUCAUAUUUCUCUCUGGGUUACAAUACGAGUGUAACUGCCUCGCUAGACAAUAUGCAAAACAAUAUUCUGUCCAAUUUUAGCAAGAGCAGCUGCUUCUUUUCAAAUAGUGAUAUAUUAGUCAAAAAAGUAGGCCCACCACAGCUCACCAUCUACUUCAAAGCUUCUUGUACGACGUUAAAUGAGUAUAAAGAAAACGAAAUUACAAUGGCAUUGGACACAUAUUUGAAAGGCUUGUCCACAGAUUCUGGAUUUCCACAGACAAUUGUUAACAUCAGUGUCUACUACGGGGGAACUGGUGUUUGUGAGUCAGAGGAGACAGGAAAUUACGUCAUAAAUGGUGUUUGGCCUGCCACUCAGUAUGGGGAUACAGCACAGAUCUACUGCGCGGACAAAGUUAUCGUCAAACGAAAUUGCACACAGUAUGGCUGGUUACCUCCUCCAAAUAUAACUCAAUGUUCCAUAAAACAAGGAAUAACUAACAACCCCAGCACAAUCUUCAUGACAGUCACCGCCAGCCUGCCGUCACUGGAAGAGAUCGCUAAACGUACAGUGGAUGACGAGUCCGCAGAUGAAAUUGCUGAACAGCUAUUCAAGCAAACUAUGGUGGCAGAUAAAUUUACGGAUAGAGAAAUAAACAUAACAGUUUCUCUGCUUGAAGAUCUGGAAGGACUCCAAAGUACCUUCAUUACAAGAGACAGAGAGAGAAAUAUUGUAAAAAUAAUGAGCAACAUCCUAAAUACUACUGAGACACAGCUCAAUCUCUCGGAAGAGAAGUUUCAGUCUGCCAGCAGAUUGCUAGAUUCUGUUCAAAAAUUAUCAAAUUCUACGAACAUUCUAAAAGAAGAUUUCAAAGAGAUUGCUUCAAACAUCGGUAUUAUGGCAACAGCUAUCAACAGAACAGAAUUUAAUGGAAUAUCUUUGGCAUCUCUGGAUCAUCCUAGCGAAGAACUUAAUCUUUCAAACCUGAUAUUGACAAAGAAUGGAACCGUUCAGCGGGAUUCUACAUCCUGGAUCAUUCUUCCCAGGCAACUGUUGUCUGAGCUACCGUCUAACUCAUCACCAACAAGGGUGACACUGACAGCUUUCAAAAACGACAAAAUAUUUAGGGCUUUACGCUCAAACGCAAAAGAUCCCAAUACGGUCGAAGGCAUUGUAUAUCGACUUCAACCAAACAGCAUUAUUGUGGCAGCACAGGUUCCCGGGGUCCAGGUGGAGAAACUUCUCCAUCCAAUAGAAAUGAGAUUUCAACAAAACUCCAAGACCAAAGAGAAUGCAACAGCAACUUGUGGAUAUUUUCUUGAGGCGGGUCGUAACAAAGGCUUUUGGUCAAACAGAGGUUGUAAGGUCAAAGUUCACAGGCCAGGGGAAUAUACGGAAUGUCAAUGUAACCAUCUCACAAACUUUGCCUUAUUGAUGGAUGUGUACCGUGCUGGAGGAAAAAUCAGUGAAACCAAUAAGAGGGCCUUGACCUACCUGUCUUACCUGGGCUGUGGCAUCUCCCUUAUAGGUCUAACUCUCACACUCAUCACAUACUGUAUGUUCAGAAAAUUACGCAGUACCAACCCAGGAAAGAUUUUAAUAAAUCUUUGUUUUGCAAUUACGGGUACAGACUUGAUAUUUCUGGUUGGUCAACAAGAAUACACCCUGAAGAGUGAACUAGGCUGCAAGAUUAUUGCUGCAUCUCUCCAUUAUUUCCUUCUCUCUGCCAUGUGUUGGAUGUUGAUAGAGGCAUACUACCUGUAUGUUGCUCUGAUUCAAGUGUUUAACACUCACAUUUCACGAUUUAUUUUGAAGACAACGUCCGCCGGAUGGGGUACCCCUUUAGUGAUUGUUGCUGUUACACUAGGCGUGAGUACGGAGAACUAUGGUACUCAGGGAGGAGGGAUAUGUUGGUUGAAGCCAGUAGCAUUUUACGCUGCCUUUCUUGUACCUGUUGGCAUAAUUAUGAUUAUAAAUCUAAUUAUAUUUGCCUUGGUUCUUCAUCGGCUUUCUGGAGCGGCCUCAAAAAAUCUUAACAAGAUAAAAGCCACGAAAACAUCAUCGCGACUGCGCAGGGCGGCAACUUUAGUGUUCAUGUUGGGACUGACAUGGCUGUUUGGUAUUUUGACCUUCAAUGGAGGGGUACCAGUUUUCCAAUAUCUGUUUACAAUAUUUAACUCUCUACAAGGGUUAUUCAUCUUUGUAUUUCAAUGCUUGCUGAAGGCGGACGUUCAGGAGGCCUGGAAAAGGACUUGCUGUGAUGGAUAUAAAGACAAGAUCUCCAAAACAUCCAAAGGCUACCCCAGAAGUAGAGAAGACAGAUCUACUGUAGAUAUGUCCAGCAUGGAUAUAAAAGCCAGACACAGGGGAGGAAUAGAAAAUGACGUAUCUAACAAAACUGAUGACAAAGAACAUUCUGCAUUGAUCAUGUCUACGACGUGGUAGCACCGACAAAAUUAUUUAAAGAAAUGCUUCAUAAACAUUAGCCUAAAUCAGUAAUGGAAACAUCUCUUUGCUUUCAAAUAUUGUUACCGAGACAAUAGCGUUGUUCUUUAAAGAAUUCCAUUUUCAAAUAAAAUCACAAGAGAAUUAAACGCCAAAAUUUAUAGGAAAUAAAAAAAAAUAUGUUGUUUUAUUUCCACAGACAAGAAAGAGAGGAAAAAUCCGUCGUCAAUUCAUUUGUAUAUAAUGGCCUAACAAUUAGUAUGAAAAAUGUCAGCCAGCAUUUGACUUGAUGAAAAUUUUUAUUUUCUGAUAAGGCCAUUUUAAUACGAACACAGAAAUUACGAAAUGACGACGUUUAACGAGACUGCUGAUAUUAUUGUUGCAUUCGUACAUUUACCUGCCUUGUCAUUUGCAAAACUAUUUUUGCUAUUAAAAACCCCAUUCUGAUUGUACAAACAAUUUCGUUGAAAUUGAUAUUGAAAAGCUGCUUGUGUGAUUAACAUUAUGUGGUUUUUAUUCGAGAUUAGGUCCUCCAACAAUCUAUUUGAAUU